CGGACGGGUCAGCAACACGGUUCCUGUCCAGACUCCGGAUGAGACGGUGAUGCUGAGAAAAUGGAGCGUCAGUGAGGUGGUGACGUCGGGGAGUCCGGGGGGCGGGGCCUGAGCCGGUCUCAUUCAUCACCAGAACACUUCGUGCUGCACCUGAUACCGCCAGCGGUACCGUUUGUUUGGACCACUAGGACCAGUCACACCAGGACCCCACCGCUGGAACCACACACGUUGUUGCAGAAUGAAGAUUGACUCCAACCUGACCAUUCCCCAGCCUCCAGAGGCCCUGUCCCAAGCUGGCCUUCAGUUUGAUGUAGCUACUGAAGAGGACUUUGAUGAAAUUAUGGCAAUGAGCCAGCACAUUUACGGGGGGCUGGACUACCUCCCUACCAGAUACAUUAGCUGGCUGCAGGAAACCAACCGCACAGUUAUAGUGGCUCGUAAACAGGGCAAAGUGAUUGCUCUGGAGUCGGUUUGUGUGAUAGAUGACGGGGAGACCAUGCUGGUGGAAGGUCUUCGUGUUGCUCCUGAAGAACGGGGGAAGGGUGUGGCAGGUGUUCUGCUGCGUUUUUGCUCUGAGCUGGUCAAAUCCAAGUAUCCAGAUGUUAAAGUAAGCCGCUUGACCCGGGAUGAUCAGCUUAGACCCAAGGACUUCCAAAAGUAUCGCAUCAUAACUAAGCAGGGCAUUCUGCUGGUUCGCUUCAGAGCUGAAGAUCUCAAACUGAGACUCUCUGACAUUACUUUGCACGACAGCAUCUAUCCCUCUUUGUCUACAUCCUCAUCCAGUCCCCCUCCUGUCCGUCUGGAUCAUGAAUCCAUUCACCAGCUGUAUCUGCGCUCUGACCUGAUGAAGGGGCUCCUCCCUAAUGCCACAGUCAUUCAGGACUGGCAGCCCUUCAAGCUUCUGCCCAGUAACUUCACCAUCCUGCUGAAGAAGGACAUCGACUGGAUGGUGAAUGAUGUGUCCAGUCCCACGGUGGCUAGCCUCUGCACCUUCCCCUUCAAGGUGCCCAUCGGAGAUAACUGGUAUUACCUGAACAUUGAUAUGUACGGUAAAGACCUGAACUUGGUGAAGCAGCAGUUCUUAAGCCAUCUAGAGUGCCACACAGCCACCUUGAAGGGUCAUGUGAUGUGCCAGAUGUUCCUGGACCCAGCUCUCUGGAAGCCCAUGGCUGAUUUCUGUCACAGCGCCCUGAACGUAGAGCUGGUGAAGGAGUACACCGAACAAUGUGUGGUGGAGUCAGAUGCAGUCUAACUCCAGGAGAUGGGUGGAAGGGUGAGGAUGGUGGAGGGGGCAAAAGUAUAGUAGACACAAUUAGAGUCAACAGAAACACAACGCAAAUGAAACCAGCUAUUUCUUUAACUUUAGAAUGCAGUAUUUAACUUACAGAUUUAAAUGAGAUAGAACAAAGAUCAAAACAUGAUGCAGUCUGAGACUGGUUUGUCUCAGAGGUAAGGGGGAGGGGUCGAAGGUCAGCAGGUAAUCACUAGUGCAACUUUAUUCUCUCAACUUACCUGAAAACAUCUGAAUUCAGAGUCCUCCAGGUUUUAGUGGUUUGAUCAAAACAACAAUGGUGAGUCAGUGUGAGUGAACAAUUAGUGUAGUGAAACAACACUAGCAUACAAACAUCAGCUUUUACAUGACUAGCUUACUUUGGGUUAACUUCUCAUGAAAUAAUUACAUAUGUGUCAUAAAUAUGUUUGAUAUUAGCUUUGUUACCUGAACCCUAAAAGGCAGUGGUGAACCACGACCCCUGUUCUCUCCGACCAAGACUCUGCACACGCGUAGCUUGGUAUCCCACUAAACGAAGAUAUUUUUCUACAGUUUGGCCUGUCAUCCAUAUGAAAAGGAAGAUGUACAGCACCAAAAAAGAUUAUUUCAAAAACUCUGACCACAGUGGACAUUUGUAAAUUCUCCGUUGUCAGCAUUUGCUUGUAGACAUUAAUAACAGCGUUUUUUUAUUGUCACUUACUGCGACAACAAUGUUCUGACAUGACACGUGCAACCUUUGUUUAGACUUGCUUGUUUGUACAAGCUCAGUAACUGGGGAGCUUAUGGUUGUUGGAAAGGGAGAAUUGGGUAAAAAAUAUCUGCAAACUGUAUCUUGCCAUUUGAACUCAUGAGGUGAUCUACAGACUGGUUGGAGUUCAGGUUUAAAAGCUUUUUGAAGGGAAUGUCUAUCCUUCACGACUGGGAUGUAACAAAAGCAAUCUCAAAUGACAGAGCAGUGCUGUAGUAACCUGGGAUGUUAUCCAGGGGUUCCUUGGGAAGUUGUCUUUAAGGACAUUGGCCAGAUGCUGCAAGAAAAUUGUAGAAAUUCAGUGCAACUACACUUUACCAUCUAUGUAAAGAUAAACUGGGUUCAGUUUUUAAUAUUCUUAAGACAUUUUGUCAAAUCAUUUUAGGAAAUCAAAAUUCUCUGAAGAAAUAUGUUUUGCAUAUGUCACUCAACAAUGUCUUACUACCACUAGCACAUUGUGAAUAGAUGUAUUUCAUUUAAUUUUGUGCUCUCAAUGAUUAUGAAAAAUUACGUUUAAAGCUGCAGCAAAAAGUCUGAGCCAAAUGUCUGCGACCUACAUGUAUUUUUAACUAACAUAGUUUUUAUCUAAAAUAAUAACCUAUAUAUUCCAUCUAGGGGCUGCGUGGUGGUGCAGUGGUUAGAGCUGUUGCCUUGCAGCAAGAAGGUCCUGGGUUUGCUUCCCGGCCUGGGAUCUUUCUGCAUGGAGUUUGCAUGUUCUCCCUGUGCAUGCGUGGGUUCUCUCCGGGUAUUCCGGCCUCCUCCUACAGUCCAAAUAAAUGACUGUUAGGUUAAUUGGUCUGUCUAAAUUGUCCCUAGGCGUGAGUGUGUGUGUGUGUGUGCAUGAUUGUUUGUCCUGUGUUGCCCUGCGAUGGACUGGCUCUCCAGGGUGUACCCUGCCUAAUUGCCCAUUGGCCGGUGGAGAUAGGCACCAGCCCUCCCCGUGACCCUACAUGGACAAGCGGGUUCAGGCAAUGGAUGGAUGGAUAUUCCAUGUAUAUAUCCAUCUGGAAUUGCUGCCAGUCUGUUAGCAUGACUGCAGCAACACUGCUAACCGUGUUAGCUCCGGUAAGGAAAAAUAGUCAUUUGGGAAAGCUAGGACACACACACACACACACACACACACACACACACACACACACACACACACACACACACACACACACACACACACACACACACACACACACACACAGAUAUGAUCCAAAAGAUGGUCCACAUAUUUCAACAACAGAUCCUUCUGAGACCGGUAAAGCCUUAGUGCCAUCCUGGAUUACUACAAACUACAAAUAAUAAUAAUAAUUCUACAAAUGUGAACAAAUUGUACCGAUUUUGGUUCUGAAGAUGAACAGAAUCCUCCCUGAUGUCCAGAUCGAGUCACGGGUCUACUGAGUCAGUCUAAAACAUGGCUGCACCUCGGCAUUCCAGCUAGCAGGUAGUGGGAGUUUGGUUGAACAUCUCUGGUAAUCCAAUGUCCGUUCUCAUCAUCCUAUCCCAGAAAAAAAAAAUGAAAAUCUAACCGACUAGCAGAGGUUUCAGAAGCUACACCUGACUGAUUGCACUGUGUUGUCUGCUAUAAUGCUAACGCAGAAACACCGGAGAUCUUCUAAUGCCUCCACUAGCUGUUUGUGGAGUGUUCCCACGAGUGAUGUCAUCAGCCUGUUUGGGCUCAGAUUAGAAGCCAUCUUUGGUUCGAGAGCACUAUUUAAAAACACUGGAUUAUUUUUAUAAUCCAGCCAUGAAAAACUUUCUUCUGUAGAUUUUUUAACACUGUUUUACACAUGCCAUUCAAAGAAAUUUUGCCUCUAGCUAAUUCAUUAAGUGAUCUUCACGAAAAACUGAAGCUGGACAACACCAGGACUAACACAUUGAUAACAAAAUUCUUCUAACUGUCCGUGUUGGCAUGAGAAGACACAGCAACAAGGCUGGCUUCUGACUGUUCCUCCUACAGUCUGACUAAGAUCAUACAUAAUUUGAUUCCACAGCCGACCUACUGAGAGAAAACAUUUCAUUUGUUCGGUAAUUCAUUUGCCAUCGCAAAAACCUGUGAACAUUUACACAGGACUGAUAGCACCUCAUUGUCUUCCUAGAAACAGAGCUAUAGAAAACUUCUUAUUGGAGAAAAAACUUGCUACAUUAAACGAAAACCUCAAACUCAAACUGAGAUAUUCCAAAAUCUCAUCUCAUCAGGCCCAACUAAAGACCUAAAGGUCAUCCCUUUGUGUUAAUAGGUCUUGGGUAGGGAUGCCCUGAUACAGAUACCAGGAUUCGUAUUGAGUUUGACACCUUAUGCCUGUACUUGUACUUUACAACACUUUACAACAGCACUGCCAGAGUCGCCACUUUCACGAGCAGUCGUGACAGAGAGGGGCGGCGCCGAUGGUGUAAAAGUAGCAUCAUCAAGAAGACAAGAGUUCUGACACUCUCAUAGUCAGUAAAAACGAUAAGGGGAUCAUGUGGUUCAUGUAUCGGCAACUUACUCCAAACACGCAUAGCUUAUAUGGCUCUGUGUAAUUCAAAGUGAAUCAGGAAGAAAAUGCUGAAGCAGAAUGUAAAUUUUAAAAUCUGUGUUCUGGAGCCAAAGUUUGAGGGACACAGUGUUAGUCAAACUACACGUGUUUGUGUGGUGGCACAUUCAAAGUUUGCUAGGAGACAUAUUUGCCUUUGGUGUCACAACAGAUAUUUGGAAAAGCAGCCUUAGUGUUAGCCCUGUACCCUUCAUUAGCUUAACAGCUCAGUGGGUCAACAAAUAUUGAACUCUGCAGUCAUUUUGCAUGCAAAACUGUUUUAGGUGUCCCUUAAAAGUCAAGUUAUAACAGAUGUGUUUGAUGAUAUGGUUCAGAAGUGGGGAAUUACUAAAGGUCCCUUCCAUAAUGUGUUUCUUGAUGAUGCAAAAAACACGAUAAAAGCCAUGAGUUACGCAGGACUCCCAAACCUUCUGUUGCAGCUGGUGGUUAAUGGGAGAAGUGUGGCUAAUUGCAAAUGGAAAAUAGUCAGACAUUUUAAACAUUCCACCUUUAAUACUAUGCUAUACUAAUGUAUUAAAACUUGGUAACUUUGAUUACUCAACUGACAGUAACAUCUCACAAGUUGAAAAAAAUGAUAUUGUGCAUCCCUUGUCCACAGGUUCGUUCUAUGGGUUUAGGGGUCACUUGUAUGGGUCUACUGGUCCCCUCUGUGGGUCUACAUGUCCCAUCUGUUGGUCUAGUUUUCCCUUCUAAAGGAUCUAGAUUUCCCGUUUGUAGUAGUAGUAGUAGUAGUAGUAGUAGUAGUAGUAGUAGUAGUAGUAGUAGUAGUGGUGAUGUAAUGGUCCCCUCUGUGUGUCUAGGUCGUCCGCACCCCCCAUGGGCCUUUAUGGUUUACCACUGCUUUAAGGUUUAAUAGGAAUGCAAAGCUUUCUCUCACUGAUGGCAAUAACUCUCUUUAAAAUAGUGCAAAAACAUACCAGUGUUUUUAUUCCAUAUGUUUCUUUUGUUUUCUGUCAGAAAUCCUUUAGAUCAUUUCAAACAUUUCCAUUCUGUCCUUUCUGUAAAUACUGAACCUUUAAAUAUGUAAAAAGGCAGAGUUGGGUUACUACGACUGCACAACUUAAAAGGCACUUUAUUAAAGCUAUGGUGAUGUUGUGUCUGCAUAAAAAAAACUUUAGGAUCAAGGGGAGAAAACUAACAGAGCCCAUCACUACUGUUGAUAGAUGCAACAAUCCUAUUAUUAGGAAAAGCAACCCAUGUCUGCAUACACAAUAAAACUAACAUGCUUAAAUGUCUCAGUUAAUAUUUCCUUAAGUCAGACUUCUGAUUCUGUAUAUCUCUAAAAUGUUUGACUGUAAAAUUCAAUGUACAUAUAGUUCAUGACGUUCACUCAGAUGGUGCAAUAAUAUUAUUUUUCUCAAGCUGUUGAUAAAAUCAAAACCUACUUUUGUAAAUUCAUUACAUACUUCAAAAUGUUUAAUAUUAGCAUAAUAUUAACAUAAACAUUGGUAAAAGCCACAGUUGUGUUCAGCUCCAUUUUACCAAACCAAAUCACAUACUGGUAUUGUUUUUUUUUUCUUUUAUUAGUACAGCUUUUUUAUGUUUAACAUUCAUAAUCUGCUUUAAUUCCAAAGCUUUUAGAUCCAAACCAGUGAGCAACAUAUAGCCCUAUUAACGGCUGAUCUUUGUAUUGUAGUCUUCACCCUUGUUGGACUUUAAUUUUAACAUACAUUCACUUUAGUUUAUUAUGAGGGCACUUUCUAAAGACUGCACAGUGGUGCAGUGGUUACCACUGUUACCCUGCAGGAUCCCAGCUGUGUGUUCGUUUUGUUUUUUAAUUUAGUAGGGGCAAUGGCUUGAUGGUGGUUGGAGGAGUAGAUGGUGGAUGCUUGUAAAGGGGUCUGCUUUGGCUUUUCUCUGUACAUGUUAACAACAAGCUGAAGAACAGUAGACCAUGAGCUUUUCCAUGAAGAUGGAAAAUAUGGCACGUUGGUAUCAGUAUCUAUAAAUUGGUGACAACAGAAGGUAAACUCAACCUAAGGAAAAAAAAUUCCAAAAAAUCUUUUCAUCGAUCAAAACUAUUUUAUACACUGUAUUAUGGGUAUAUGGCCUUUAAUGAAGGGCAUAAAAUGUAACUUAUACUUAAUCAUAAUGUUUUCCUUCUCUAUGCACCUUAAAAGUAAGUGACGUGGUACCAGAACUUUCUGCAAACUCAAAUUAAAGUAUUGUCUUAUUACAAGGUAUGGUCAUCAGGAAAAAAGAAAUGCAUUCCAAUUUUGUCAUAAGCUCCUUUUUGUCUUUUUCCAACUGGCUGUUCAACUGAAAACCAAAGGAUAUGCUCUGAUGAGUGCACAGAAGGUGGCAGAACUCCGAACUGAAAUUAACUAGGGACCCCUUUCCAAGACAGUGACCUCCCUGGCAAGGAUCUAAAUCCUUCUUUGGAAGAGAGUAAAUACUUCAAACACAUUAAAUGGAACAACUAAAGAAUUUGUUGCCAAUGGUUAGAAUGACUGUUACCUUCUGAAUAUGGACGAGGCGUGAUAAAAAUCCAUAGACAGAUGAGACCACGGUUGACAAAGUAUGAAAUACAGACAGAGAUGACCAGCACUGAGUGGCUGACAGACUUAAGAGGAUGGACUGGAGUCACUGGACACAAUCCCUAACAUUCGUUCUACCGAUUGGGCAAUGAAAACACCCCAAAAUUACAAACAGAGUGAGAUUUGUACUUGGAUGACAGAUUUAAUUUGAGGAAAAACUGAAUUUUGAACAUGAGAUGGUCUAGAGUAAAAUAAGGAUAAUUCUUUUGAAGAACCAGCUUCAGCAGAAACUGUAGAAAAGUCUGUAAAAACAUUCUUUCAAAGCCCAGAAAUCUCACAGCAAGACAUGUAGAAGAUGGAAGGAUACAUUCCUAUCUGUAAUUUUCAUCUAGAUGUUUUCCUGAGAUAAAACGCUGGCAGGGAAGACUGUAAAGGUGAAUGUUUUUGGUCCCCAGUACCAAAGAAUGGGGCCCAUCUAGCCUGUUGGGUUCAAUCUUUUCAUCCCAUUAAGAGACGGUAUGACUGGUCAAGACCACAAACAAUUCUUCCUGUUGACUCCAGUGAUGCCACUCUUCUAGGGUUAGUUUGAGAUUCAGUAAUGGUGAGAUAGAUAAAUAAUCCAACUAUCCAAAUACGGGUCUGCAAGGGAGAUCCAGGUUCCAGUUGAUAGAAGGAUACAUCAGGAUCAGGUAAGUAGAGGGUAAGUGAUGUAAUGAGAGUCCAGGAAAACACGCAGGACUUCCUAAAAAAAUUAUGCAACAAAAUGCUGUGAGAGUACGAGGGAGGCAAGCCAGGUUUCUAAACAGAAUAAAGACAAUGCAUAACCAUCCAGAAGUCCCAAACAGCAGGUGCCAGAUCCACAAUACCAAGUAAGGUCAAACUCCUAAAGUUAAAUAACCAGGAGAGAGGCACAUUGAUCAAAAUCUGCAGAACCAACAAGGAUCAGACGAAGGUAAAACUACAAAGGUCAGUCUGCUCAAAACCUCAGGAUAGAGCACUUUGGGAGAUUCAGGUGGGAAUGCUGCAACAGAAAUGGUUGAUCUGGUGUCUUGGUGGGGGAAAGGUGGGCUUCCACUCAGAUAGACACAAGAGCAGGGAAUCACAGUAAUCAAUGAACAGGUAUGGGUUAGAAAAACAAACAAACGAGAACAGGCUCAAACUAUGGAAGUUGUUCUAUUUAGAUGUCUUCUCUUUAUGGUAGAUUAGUCAUCUUGAUCUGCAGGGAUUCUUUACCAUGGAAUGGAUGUUGAUAUAUAUAUAUACACACACAUAUAUAUAUAUAUAUAUAUAUAUAUAUAUAUAUAUAUAUAUACUUUUUGCUCCCCAUUUUUUUUACCACAACACUUUUCAAAUCUGUUGAUUUAUUCAAAUUCAGUUUUGAUUAUAGCUUUGAUUUUGGUGUUUAUUUUUUUUUAUAAUUCUUCAAACCUAAGAACCCAGAACCCCCCCCCCCCCCCCCCCCCCAAAAAAAAAAAAACAAGUAAUGUCUGCUGAUCAAGUUUGAAACCCUUUGAGUAAACAGUGGUGAACAUUGCCCAACUGUGCAGUCUGACACAAUCAUUAGUUCAAUGGAAUUUCUUUGCCCUCAGUUGUGUGUAAACAUGCAUGGAUGCAUGUGUGUGUGUUCAUGCCACGAUGGACUGGCAUCCAGUUCAGGGCAAUUUAGAAACAACUUUUGAGAACUUUUUGUUCCUUUUGCGCAACAGCAAGUAUUUAGGGUAACAUUUGCCUCUAUAAGUAGUAGGGUUAGGGUCAGGUCCCUUCAGCUGUGAAACAUCUGUAUUCAUCUACAGACUAAAUAGCACAAUAGUACCAUAACAGUAGAGAGCGCAUCUGAUUCAUCUGUCUUCAUAAUUCCGAUUUUCAGAAUCUUUUAUUUAAACUCUGUUUAUAUAUUUAACCAUUGUAUUUUAUAAAAAUGUUGAAUGACAUAUUUUUGAAUAUUUGAAUUAUAUUAUUAAUAAAAAUUUUCAUCAUUUUUUUAACAUUACUAAUGCAUUUCUGAUUUUUGUGAAUGAUUCAAACUACAUGUUAAUUUGUCACAAGCGUGCUCAGAGGCGUUGUUAGGAUGUGUAAACACUGGGGGCUUGGCCCACAAAUACUUUAAUUUUCUUACAAUAGUUGCAUCGUUAUGACGUAAUUUAAGAGUACAAUUAAUAUAAAACAUGCUGUAACAGUUGUUUUCCUAGGAUGGCUUUUUCCAAUGUGAAAUAAAAACAAGAUAUCAAUCAGA
Molecule: messenger RNA, 9253 nt
Organism: Nothobranchius furzeri (turquoise killifish)
Lineage: Eukaryota; Metazoa; Chordata; Actinopteri; Cyprinodontiformes; Nothobranchiidae
Gene: nat16
Product: N-acetyltransferase 16
Molecular function (GO): acyltransferase activity, transferring groups other than amino-acyl groups
Source: RefSeq, a predicted model, not a curated record